Molecule: messenger RNA, 3210 nt
Organism: Eimeria necatrix
Lineage: Eukaryota; Apicomplexa; Conoidasida; Eucoccidiorida; Eimeriidae
Exons: 2
Coding region: 1-3210 (1069 amino acids)
Source: RefSeq, a predicted model, not a curated record
AUGGAGAGCUCCCAAGCUGGAAGUCAUAUCCUCCAAAGUCCCUCAAAUAAUGGCAAUUGCUCUUACGUGACCUCCAACGAUGGCCAACCAGGAACCUUCCAAGUGCAUGGUGCUCCCGAAGCAGUCGGCGGCACAGCGCAGAUGCACCCAAGCGAGGCAGUUUCAGAAGCAAGAAAACGCAUAUCAAAUCCUGAUGGUAAAUUAUCGCGUGCAGUGUCGUGGAUGCCCAAAUGGACGGAUCAGAAGCAACAAAUGGCAAGAGACCUAGCGGGGUCUUCGCCCACGGUUCGACGAGGCAUGAAAAGCGGUGUGGCAGCCUCGCCUGCCAUACGAAUAGCUGCCAAAUACCCGUUUAGCAGCUCUUCUGUUCGGCCUCUAUCUGUCGGACCGCCAAGUCAACGAUCACAAGUAAUAUCCAAUCGCCGCACUCAUGCUGCUAGCGUGAACAUUCCUGCACAGAGGCGGAUAGCAAAUCAGCAGCAACAAAAGCUGCUGACGAGAUUUGACAGCGAUAAAAGUGUUAAGGCUGCGACACCGUCAGCUGCUGCUGAGGUGGCUUUGCCUCGGCGAGUGGGACAGCAUGGCUCAGAAAAGCAUUCAGAAGCCUGCCCUUGUGGUCCAUCAAGUGCGACUACACACUGCGAGCUGCCACUUCUCCAGAAACGUCGGACUUGGCGCCUUUUGCAGCAUCUUGUGGAUCAACUUGAGGCAGAAGGACAGUCCCAUGCGCUCCUUCAAUAUCCUGAAGUUCUCCAGAAAUUGUUAAAGGCUCUUAUGCCGUUAAUACAACAGAAAGAUGCACUCGGCAACUUAAGCGAAUGCACCCAAGCGAAUGGCUUUCUUUCGGGAAGGGUCUCUAACGGCUCAAAUGACUGCUCGUCAACUCUGCUGGCCCAGAUCCCAUAUUCAGGGCCACAAUCUAGCGCUACCCGUCAAACGAGCGCUCCUGCUUCGGGACAAGUAGCUGCACUGUCGAACACUGCAAACAGCGAUACUCGUUCGCUACACAAGCCACUUUCUGCCUCAUCAAGAGUGCGACUCGCUCGUGCAACCCAAGAUGCGGGCCAAGGGUUGCCAGGCCCGUUACUUCAUAAUGCUGCUUCCGCGAAGGCAAGCCUUCGGCACCGCGGACGCCCUACGUCUGCAUUGAGGAAUGCCUCCAAUCGCUUGCAACAGGAAAGUGCUUCACAGAAUUCCCCAGGUUCACGGACGUAUUUGAUAGCGAAGCGUGACAUUAGCAAUCCUGCUGGGACUAGAGGAAUGACAAUAUCUUCGCAGGCGACUGAAAAGCCUCGGCCUAGCCGGGCAAUUAGCACAGGACGGUACUUGCAUGUGGCCUCACGACUUCCUCAGGGUGCGUUACAACACAGGAGGCAUUCCAGAACGACUAAUCAGGCAGUUUUGCUGCACAAGAACAAUGAUGGGGGGAAGCCAGUUCUCCCUUCUUUCGUGACUUGCGCUUCAUCGACCAAUCUCAACCACGAAUCUGUGAUGGAGCCUGUUUCCUCUGCAAGAUCUGAUGACUCGGGGAGCCGUUUUGAUUCUGGAGUCACUCCAUCACUGGGAAGCUUCACUGAGGAUUCCAUGGAGCCUUGCUCCGCCCAGCAAUUUGACACGGGCAGUGGGGCGAUUUGGUGGGCUGGCUCAACGUUGGAGCGCCUUGCGCUCUUUCGCACCAGUCGAAAUAUACAGGCGUUGCCACCCUCUUCGCAAGCCAGUAACUUUGAAGACGACACGCCAGAACAAAGUGUUGAAAGCCCGGCAGCGCAUGAAUCCAGACAGUCUUCGGGCCGUGCUGGUGUAGUUCCAGCUGUUAGUGAGACUCAGAGUCCAACUACAGCAGUGAGAAGGCGACGGCUUGUCGAGCCCAGCAAUUUGGCAGCUAGGAGACAAACUGCCGUUGUUGUGUCCUCUGCGCAAGCCAGUGGAGAGGGAGAUAAACUGCCAGCAAUCUCGGAAAAAUUUGCAGGUGUCCUUGCUCCGCCUGAAAAACGCGAGAGGCGUUUCACCACUUCAGAUGUAGCGAAGUUCAAGAGCACAGCGGCUUCUUUCAAGGGAGGCCGUCUGGUCCUAACAGCGGAUGAGUUAGACAAAGAAUCUAGGGAUGGUCAAGCGACCUUACCGGUGCCUCCCUUGAAAGAUGUCCCCAAAAUCAGGCAAGGAAGAAGAGCCACAACCCAAGUUACGACACCUAAAAGCACAAAUUCGCCGAGACUGUCUGCUGAAGCAAAAGCAAAAAGGGAGAAAUCGCCUAUACUAACUAAGAAGUUGGCAAAGAGAGAUAGUAGGAGUUCCCUAAACCCAUCAUCUGCUUCUCCACGCGAAUCACCUCAGGCAGUUCCAGGGGGCCGAAGGAUGUCUGCACCUCCUCCACGAAGAGCAACACAGGCAAAAAUUGCCGCUGCACUACCUCCUCCGCGUGCGCGUGCUGCCUCUACCCGUGGAGCCCCUGCAGGAGUCCCUUCGUCCUCAUUAAAAGCCCCUUCAGCAAGGCGAAAGACUGUCAAGUUACCUUCUUCCAAAGUGAGAGGGCAAUCUGUCAAGUCACAGAAGGAUGAAGAACUUCUAUUGCCGGAAACAGAGGGACUGGAUAAGGGUGACGGAGAUGUAGAGGAUGAAAAAAGUGGAGAAAUGCCAACGGCAGUAGAGACAGAACCAGAGCCGCCAUACCCGUACCUUACCCUUAAGGAGCUGCCAGCAUUAGAGAAACCUGUCAGGCCUCUUCCAAAUUUGAGUGCCCUUCUCCUCAAGGCCGGCUUGGACCCUCCACCACCAAUUGACGAUUCUGUGACAUUCACACAUGUUCUCGAUCGUAACGAAAGAUUGACGGAAGCGGGUAGAGAUGAAGCCACCCAGCAUGCAGUUUCGUCUCUCUGCAAUGAUGGCCCAGAUACAAUGCUGCUAGUUGCUCGCUGGCUGGACACAGCAGCAGACACUGUCGAGAGCAACACUAUCGCGGCGGCUGAGGGGCUGCCGUGGCGGGAUGUUAUUCCGCCACUCUUUAUUGGGGUCAAUAGGCACAGAGAGCUUCUGAAUCCAACAGCGCCACCCAAAUCUUUUUCACCGAAAGAGCUACGAACCUUUUUCGAAGCAGAAGGUUUCAUAGAAACGCAAGAACAAAAGCUGCGGCACUUACUGGAAACCAAGAGCCUACCAACCAAGCCUUCAGAUGGUAAAGAAAAGUUGUGCUGUUCUGAAAGCGUUGACUAG